Eucalyptus grandis is the source of this 1434-nucleotide messenger RNA. RefSeq names its product ankyrin repeat-containing protein BDA1-like. The coding region runs from base 1 to 1434 and encodes 477 amino acids. The record is from RefSeq and is a predicted model, not a curated record. The transcript has 2 exons. NCBI's taxonomy places the organism in Eukaryota, Viridiplantae, Streptophyta, Magnoliopsida, Myrtales, Myrtaceae. Gene Ontology annotation, molecular function: protein binding.
AUGGAGCGAAGGAUGUUAGAAGCAGCUCGGAAGGGCAAUGUCCAUGAGCUGGAAGACUUGAUCAGCAGCAAUGAGCUCAUCCUCGAGGAGAUGGAUCUUGAAGGAGCCGGUCACACGCCGCUGCAUGUCGCCUGUGUGGCUGGCCAUUUGGAUUUCGUUCGAGAGCUCCUGAAGCGUAUGCCAAAGCUUGCGGAAAAGGUGAACACGGAUGGUUUCAGCCCGCUGCACAUCGCGGCUGCUCGAGGUGAUGUCGAGAUCGUGAGGGAACUCUUGACAGUGGGUCCACACCUGUGCUCCGUGAAGGGACGAGAGAGAAGAAUCCCUUUACAUUAUGCCGCUGCAAACGGGAAGGUCGAUGUCAUGAAGGUAUUGCUUGCCGCUUCGCCUGAGUCUGUCGAAGAGACGACCGCUCGAGAGGAGACCAUGCUUCACCUCGCUGUGAAGAACAACCGGUUUGACGUGGUGGUUGUGUUGGUGGACCAUCUGAAGCAGCACAAGAAGGAGCAGGUGAUCAAUUGGAAGGACCACAAAGGCAACACCGCUUUGCAUCUUGCUGCCGCUGGCAAAAAUUUUGAGGUGGUGAACUUCUUGUUUUGUAAGCAUGCUGUGGAGUUUGAGGUCGUAGAGGUGAACGCCGUGAACAACAGUGGGUUGACACCUCUAGACGUCUCAACUCCCUCGCGAAGGGAAGCAGGAGAUAGAGAGAUCAGAGAAAUCCUCGUUCGAGCGGGAGCUGAACACGGGAGAGGAAGAUCAAACUUGCCUGCAUCAAGCCCAGUCCCAGACGACAACGAUUUCGAUGGAGCUAACAGUCAUGAAGUAGCUGGGGAGGAACCAGUCAAAGAUACUCCACAGUCAUCACCACGUUUGCCAUUGAAGAAUUCAAAUGUAGGAAAUGAGUCGUAUGGUGACAUCCGCAACGCCCUAUUGGUCGUCGCCGUGCUCAUCGCAAGUGCGACCUACCAAUCUGUGCUUCAGCCUCCAAAGAUAAUAGAAGUCGACCACCACUUAUCAAACAAUACUUCCAUGACUGAAUAUUAUGGUGCAGGCUUGGUGUACGGUCUCUUCCUUGGCGGCAACACGUUAGGAUUCAUGGUGUCGGUCCAGAUGAUCAUUUGCCUCACCAGAGAUAUCCACCACCGCAUCGACCUGCCGAUUAAGUUGCCGCUCAGGCUGUCCCUAGUCGCAAUGGUUCUGACUUACUUUUGCUUCACGUUAUCCCUGCUGUUAUCGAAGAUUGGUAAAAAAAGUCCAUCCAAGAAAGCUCUGCGCCUGUUGCCACUCAUGAUAUCAUUCGUUCUUCUACUGAUACAGCGGUGGCUAGCAGACCUAAUAGAUUUUUCCUUGGAACGGCUUGUUGGAUUGCUCCUAGGUGAUAUGUACAGGCCAUAUGAGGACUCAAAGAAGAAGGACAAAAGUCAUGGUUGUAAAUGA